AUGUCCAAAGAGACAGCUAAUGACAAAACCAAGCCUGAAGAAGAACCCACUACACCAUCUGCCACGGAUUCUUCAACAUCACGUGCCUUUGACCCAGCAACCACCACCAAAGUACCCGAAGAACGUUCCGAGGCAUCGUGUGACCCGCAUGAGGAUUACGACAGCGAUUAUUGGCAACAAGACUCCACGGUUUCGAUGCAGUCAGGCUCCCGAUACGCUAUGUCGUCCAAUGCCGACCUGUACGAUCAUGCUAGAGAGGAUUUGCACAGCUCCGGGCGGUACCUUCGUUGUGCACCGUCCACCGAAUCUCUCUUGGCUUUAUUGGAAGCAAAACGGUUUCGCACACCCAGAGAAUGCAUGCAAAACGUUCCAGGCAUCUCGCCAACAUCCACAAAGGGAGAACCUUUCAGCAGCGAGCUACCACCACUCUCAGAAUCCACGUCCAAUGCUACGCUCGUCGCUGAAACCACGGAAUCAUUUUCCACCGAUUACCCUGCAUGGAUCGGUUUACCGUCGGCUCCACACAUUCAUGGUAUUUUCGUCCAGUUAAAAAACGUGUACGGUUUUCAACAGGACAGUAUGCGCAACAUGUACGAUCACCUUAUGGUGAUGCUGGAUUCACGCGCUUCACGCAUGUCUCUGAAUUCCGCACUACUUACUUUGCACGCCGAUUACAUUGGAGGUCCCAAUGCAAAUUACAGAAAAUGGUACUUUGCAGCUCAGUUGGAUCUUGACGACGCGGUAGGAAGCCAACAUGCAGCUACACGGGUUGCCGAGGAAACGUGUGACGAACUUGGCGACGAUUCCGAACUUAUUGAGGAACUCAAAGAUGCGGAGGAAGGUUGGCGACUCAUGAUGGAACGUAUGCCUGAUAGCGAACGUGUUCGGCAAUUGGCUCUGUGGUUACUCAUAUGGGCAGAAGCGUCCAUGAUACGGUUCUGUCCUGAAGCGCUGUGUUAUAUAUUCAAAUUAGCCGACGAUCAUUGGCACGCGCGAGCAAAAGACGUUACUGCACCGGAAGGCGAAUUUCUCGACAGUGUGAUUGUGCCUCUGUAUACUUUUAUCCGAGAUCAAGCUUACCGACAAACACCCGACGGUAGCUACAUAAAACGCGAGCGAGAUCAUGCGAGCAUUAUCGGUUACGAUGAUGUGAAUCAACUUUUUUGGUAUCCCGAGGCUAUUGCACGGUUGCGCUUGAAAGACGGUAAUCGGUUGAUCGACUUGCCCUCCUCUCAACGAUAUCAGGCGUUGCCUCGUGUGGACUGGCCUAAAGCUUUUCAAAAGACAUUUAAAGAGAAACGAUCCUGGAUGCACUUGGCGAUCAAUUUUACCCGUAUUUGGAUCAUCCAUAUUGUGCCUUUCUGGUACUACAUCAGUGCCAAUGCUACGAGCCUGUACCUCAGCAGUGAUAAAGCGAUUGCCAGUAAAGAAUUGGGAGUGAAGCUUUCUGUGGUAGCUUUAGGCGGCGCUCUUGCCACCCUGCUCAUGACCAUCGGUAGCUUUGCUGAAUACUUGUAUGUGCCCAUGACAUGGCACGGUGCUCGGCUGUUGACACGGCGGGUUCUGUUACUCCUCAUCAUUUUUGUGUUCAACGCAGGCCCUUCCGUAUACUGUAUCUAUUUCGAUCGGACAAGUCAGUUGUCUGUCGCAGUGGGUGUUCUUCAGUUGCUCAUCAGUUUGUGUACAAGCAUAUCUUUUGCCAUCAUUCCACAAGCACAGUUGUUUGUUCAUCACAUCCAAAGCGAUUCCCGAAAAACGCUCGCCAAUCAGACAUUUACAGCGAAUUUCCCGCAUUUGAAACGAAUGGAUCGGCUACUCUCCAUUGGUCUCUGGUUCUGUGUUUUCAGCUGCAAAUUGAUCGAAUCUUACUUUUUCCUCGCUCUGUCGUUCAAAGAUCCUCUCGAAAUUAUGUCGCAAAUGACCAUUCAGAACUGUGAAGACUCCAUCAUUGGUUCUGCGCUCUGCACCCAUAUGCCUAACAUCACUCUGGGGUUCAUGCUGUUGAUGGAACUGAUUUUAUUCUUCUUGGAUACUUAUCUAUGGUACGUCAUCUGGAAUACCAUCUUUUCAGUUGCGCGGUCGUUUUACCUUGGUAUCUCUAUCUGGACGCCUUGGCGAAAUAUCUUUUCACGAUUACCGAAACGAAUUUAUGCCAAAGUGUUGGCGGCUUCUGAAAUAGACGGUCGUCGCAAACCCAAAGUGCUGUGCUCACAGAUAUGGAACGCUAUUGUUGUUUCCAUGUAUCGCGAACAUUUACUAUCGACGGACCAUGUGGCUCGCUUACUGUUCCACCAGAUACCAGUGACAGACGAUGGAAAACACAUUUUGCGAUCGCCUACUUUUUUUCAGACGCAAGAAGAUGCGGCUUUCAAGACCGAGUACUACCCAAAGCAGAGUGAAGCCGAGCGACGUAUGCAGUUUUUCGCUCACAGUUUGACCACGCCCAUGCCUGAACCCUUGCCUGUACCGAACAUGCCAACCUUUACGGUGAUGACGCCUCACUUUUCCGAAAAGAUCAUUCUAUCAUUACGCGAAAUUAUACGAGAAGAAGAUAAUAGCACGCGAAUUACACUCUUGGAAUAUUUGAAACAGCUGCAUGCCUUUGAGUGGGAUAACUUUGUCAAGGACACCAAGGUCCUGGCCGACGAGAAAUUGUUAUCCGAUCUGCUUGGCGAAGAUGGUACGCAAUCCGAAACCAAGAGUUCCAGCAUGUCAUCGGUGGGUACGCUUCCAUUGAAUAGCCAGCGAUCCAAGGUGGACGAUUUGCCGUUUUACUGUGUGGGAUUCAAAUCAUCCGCGCCCGAAAAUACCUUGCGCACGCGCAUUUGGGCUUCAUUGCGAUCUCAGACUCUAUACCGUACCAUCACAGGCUUUAUGAACUAUCAAAAUGCAAUCAAGCUGCUUUACCGUGUGGAAAACGCCCAUUUAUUGUCCACCAAGAUGAACGUGGAGCAACUUGAGGACGAGUUAAAUCAGAUGUCGGAUCGCAAGUUCCGAUUUUUACUAGCAAUGCAACGCUACAAGGAAAUGUCAAAGGACGACCGAGAAAAUGUCGAUUUUAUCCUGAACGCUUAUCCCAAUCUUCAAAUUGCUUAUAUCGAGAAAGAAACGGAUCUCAAUCAGGUCGACAAGGAAAAGGGGAUAUCAACGCGUUACUAUUCCGUGCUUAUUGACGGCUACUGUCCGAUUCAAGCUGAUGGUCAACGAACACCAAAGUACCGUGUGCGAUUACCAGGAAAUCCUAUUCUUGGCGAUGGCAAAUCGGACAAUCAGAACAAUGCUCUCAUCUUUUAUCGCGGCGAAUAUUUGCAGUUAAUCGACGCGAAUCAAGACAAUUAUCUAGAGGAAUGUUUGAAGAUCCGCAACGUUCUGGGAGAGUUUGAAAACUUGCAUGGGACUGACAAGUCACCCUAUACAGCCGACAGCGAAUCCGUCGCCGCGCCUGUGGCUAUUGUCGGCGCAAGAGAGUACAUUUUCUCUGAAAACGUAGGCGUUCUCGGCGAUGUAGCUGCAGGAAAAGAGCAAACCUUUGGAACGCUAACCCAACGAAUUAAUGCUACCAUUGGCGGCAAGUUACAUUACGGUCAUCCAGAUUUUCUUAACGCUGUUUUCAUGACAACUCGUGGAGGGGUUAGCAAAGCGCAAAAGGGGUUGCACUUGAAUGAAGACAUUUACGCAGGCAUGAAUGCUUUUGAACGUGGUGGCCGUAUCAAACACAUUGAAUACUACCAAUGCGGUAAAGGUCGUGACCUGGGCUUUGGAUCAGUACUGAACUUUGCGACGAAAAUUGGCACCGGCAUGGGUGAACAGAUGCUUUCUCGAGAAUACUACUACCUCGGCACCCAGUUACCGCUCGAUCGUUUCCUGACAUUUUAUUAUGCUCAUCCCGGGUUCCAUAUCAACAAUAUCUUUAUCAUGUUGUCGGUGCAUAUGUUUAUGCUUGUCCUCCUCUUCUUGGGGGCAUUAGGUCAACCACUGACGGUGUGCGAGACGGACAACGAUGGCAUAGGAAAUCAUCCGGAUGGCUGUUACAAUUUGAUGGCUGUGCUUAGCUGGUUAAAGCGUGUGGUGAUCUCCAUUUUUGUCAUUUUCUUUGCCUCGUUCUUGCCGCUGUUUCUCCAAGAAUUCACGGAACGCGGAUUCUUAAGGGCGAUCACGCGUUUUUGCAAGCAUAUUCUUUCGUUUUCGCCAUUUUUCGAGAUCUUUGCCACGCAAACGUAUGCCCAUUCCAUUCUCAGCAACCUCAGUUUUGGCGGUGCCAGAUACAUUGCCACCGGUCGUGGAUUCGCCAUCUCGCGUCUGCCGUUUAGUACCUUAUACAGCCGUUUUGCAGACAGCAGUAUGUACACUGGUGCGCGCAGUGCACUGAUUCUGCUAUUCGGAUCGCUGGUGGUAUGGGUGCCACAUCUGGCUUACUUUUGGAUUACCACAAUUGCUCUUGUACUGUCACCGUUUUUAUUCAACCCACACCAAUUUUCCCUAUCCAACUUUCUGCUCGAUUAUCGCGAUUUCUUGCGCUGGCUUUCUAGAGGAAAUGGUAAAUCGCACGCCAAUUCAUGGAUCGGGUAUUGUCGCUUUAUUCGUAUGCGGACCACUGGCGUCAAGUCGAAGCAGUUGGGCAAUCCAUCAGAAAUAAGCAACCCGCCAAAACAACCACGAGCUCAGUUUACGGUGGUUUUCUUUUCCGAAAUCUUUAUGCCGUUUUGUAUUGCUGUGAUUUCCAUGAUGGCCUAUUUAUUUACACACAGCUUUGACGCUUCUCACCCAGAGCAACCCAUACGUCAACCUCAAGGGCUUAUUCGUAUUGGCAUUAUCGCCGUGGGGCCCAUUAUUCUGAAUGCAAGUGUACUAAUUGGCCUGUUUGUUGUGUCGCUUCUGUUGGGAUCACCUGCUGCGUAUUGUUGUCGUGUGAAGUUCGGCGCUACAAUUGCCAGUGUCGCACAUGGAUGGGCAGUGGUCAACUUUUUCGCUUUUGUCGAGCUUCUCUAUUAUCUGGAAAACUGGCAUUUUUCGAGCGUGAUUCUAGGAAUGAUCGCAGUGGAUGCAGUACAAAAACUCAUUUUCAAGGUGAUAACUGUAUGCUUUUUGACGCGUGAAUUGCAGCAAGACCAAAGCAACCUCAGCUGGUGGACCGGUCGUUGGUAUGGUCGAGGUCUUGGAAAGUACGCAUUUUCUCAACCAUUGAGGGAAUUUGUAUGCAAAGUGGUAGAGAUGAGCUUAUUCACAACGGACUGCAUCUUGGGUCAUGUUAUUUUCUUUGCUCUCUUUCCGUUAUGUCUGAUCCCUGGUAUCGACAAAUGGCAUUCUCUCAUUCUAUUCUGGCUUCGUCCGAGCCAGCAGAUCCGGCCACCUAUCUUCUCAGCAAGUCAACGGAAACGAAGAAGAAGAAUAUGUAUCAUCUAUGGCUGUCUGCUUACCUGUUUGAUGCUGAUCUUCGUUGCCUUGUUCGCCGUUCCCGCCAUACUUGGCCCCACCAUGCCAUUUUAA
Radiomyces spectabilis is the source of this 5487-nucleotide messenger RNA. RefSeq names its product glucan synthase. The transcript has 7 exons. Gene Ontology annotation, cellular component: 1,3-beta-D-glucan synthase complex; plasma membrane. Gene Ontology annotation, biological process: (1->3)-beta-D-glucan biosynthetic process; fungal-type cell wall polysaccharide biosynthetic process. The coding region runs from base 1 to 5487 and encodes 1828 amino acids. The record is from RefSeq and is a predicted model, not a curated record. Gene Ontology annotation, molecular function: 1,3-beta-D-glucan synthase activity. NCBI's taxonomy places the organism in Eukaryota, Fungi, Mucoromycota, Mucoromycetes, Mucorales, Radiomycetaceae.